AUGGCGAUGCCGCCGUGUCUCGGACAGUUUCUUGGACAUGAAGAAUCAGACGGACGAAAGGAGAGACUUGGUGCACUUGAAGCCAUCGAAUAUAUCGAGUUGAGGGCGCAGCAGUGCCAUCAUCACCUCAGCCCUGGAAAAAAAAAGUCACCAGUCAACAAUGAGAAGCUGUUUGGUAAACUAGACUGCUCAGGAAAGGCAGUGAAUACCUUCGAACCCUCUGUAAAAGCUGUUGGUGUUACCAUCCUAGAGAGACAGCCGCCAGAUUCCAUCGGUCAAGGACGAAGAAGCGAGAGAGCGCAAGCAGGUUUCCGUUCGGUGGUGGCCCAGCCACAUCGAGGGCAAGAGAGUUGCCAUACCCGUUCAAAGAUGUAUAUUCUCCGGCGAGUUAGUGAUGAUGAUAUCAGGUCAGAAGUCCCUGACAACCGGUACUAUGUUGCUAUCAUCGUCCUCGCAUUCGCCGUUUCCUUCAUCAUAGCGUUCUUCGUGCUACGGCACCUUCGAAGGCAGAAUUAUCAGCCUCGAUUCAUACCCGGGAAGUACUUGAAGGGCCUGUGGCAGCGAUGGACACCUGGCUCGUCAUAUAACGCCGUACCAAACGGAACAGCACAGCUGGCCGAAGUCAAUGGGAGAGAAGAUGCCAGCGAGAGCCGCCAGGAGGCCGCAGUCGACCGUAACACCUCCGUCCGAUCUGUGAUGACACUCCCAUCCUACACGAUGACGCCCAAGGCGAGCGAGCGGGUGAUUGCCAGAGAAGGGGAGCGGGACGGGAUGGACGUUGUCAUCGAGUUCCCCGAGACAGCCGAGGAGGAGGAACAUAUCCGAGAGGAACAGAUGGAGUCUCUCUAUCAGAUCCGGCUGGCGCGAAGGCGAGAGAUUGCUGAGCGCGAAGAGGCACGCCAGCAGCGCAGAGAGGCCCGCGAGAGAGGCGACUGGGCCCGUGUAGAGGAGCUUCGACGAGAGAGCCGCGCUCGAGCAGAGGCAAACAGGCUGCAGUCUCAAUCCGGAUCCCCUAAUGGAAGCUCUAUCAGCGUUUCUGCGGCCACUCUGCUGGCUGAGCAUCAGUCUCGCGCCCGGGAAAGACGAGUAUCCAGCGUCUCGUAUGCUGAUAUCGGCCAUGUCAGACACGACGGAACCCGUUUAUCAUCCGGCUCUCCCGACUCCGACUCGCGAGGCCUGCUCGACUCUGCUGCGGCCAUGGGAUCGAGUCCGCUGGGCAUCCACACGCAUCAGCGGUCGACGUCGGCUUCGUCUCUGCUGUCUCACACAUCCAACAACUCUGAUGCAGAGUCUUUCAGGACGACCACAGGGCCUGCAACCCUCCCCAGUGAAGCUGACCUGGGCAUGAGCUCGAUUCCUCCGCCGUAUGAAGCUGUGGAAUGGGGAGAUGCUCCUCCGUACCAGCCAACGCCGCCCAACGAGGCCGCCGACAUCGUUGUUAGUGAAGCCGUCGACGGUGAAGUCGAGGCUGUCGAACACGCACCGAGACUCCCGCCGCUCUCAACACUGCCCAGUAUCGCGAUAGAAGUUGCUACGCCUACCAGCAGCGCGCCGCAGACGCCUGUAUCGCAUCUCCAGGCGCCCUCGCCAGCUCACAGCCCGACUUCUGCUCCGAGAUAG
Microsporum canis CBS 113480 is the source of this 1620-nucleotide messenger RNA. RefSeq lists its product as hypothetical. Lineage: Eukaryota; Fungi; Ascomycota; Eurotiomycetes; Onygenales; Arthrodermataceae. The transcript has 3 exons. The record is from RefSeq and is a predicted model, not a curated record. Bases 1 to 1620 code for a protein of 539 amino acids.